AAAAUCAUACUACAAAAACUAUAUUUGGAUGGUUGAAUGUGUUUGAGAUUCCCAUAGAAAAGUCGCGUUUGAGUAGAAACAAAGUCGCAGAUAAUUGGACCAACUCUACCUCCUUAUCUACUGGAAAUCACAGCUGCAGCUGCUCCCAAUCCCAGCAACGAUGGCUUCUUCUUCAGCUUCUCCACCGUCGUGUGCUCUCAUGCUAUCGAAGCCACCCCGCCACUCGUCCUUCACCUCUCUAUCCGCCUUCACUUCCAUCAAAAUUAGAAGCCCGCAGGCGGCGGGAAGAGCGAGGACGACGCUCUCCGCCGUGAAAGCCGAGUUCGACCUUGCUUUCUUCGAGAGAGACUUGGAAGGGAGCGACGCGCCGCCGACGACGCCGGGCUUCCCCGAGGUGGAGGACAAGGAGGAGCCCCAGUGCCCGCCUGGCCUCCGCAAGUACGAAACCAUGGUCGUCCUGCGCCCCGAUAUGUCCGAGGACGAACGCCUCACAUUCACCCAGAAAUAUGAAGAGUUGCUGGUAGCUGGUGGUGGGAUGUAUGUGGAGGUGUUCAACAGAGGCGUGAUUCCGCUUGCUUACAGCAUCAAGAAGAAGAACAAGGCCGGAGAGACCAACACGUACAUGGAUGGCAUCUAUCUUCUCUUCACCUACUUCACCAACCCUCAGUCGAUGACACUUCUCUCAGACACACUGCUUGCCGAUGAUGAUGUUGUCCGCUCAUCCAGUUUCAAGAUCAGGAAAAGGAAGCUCUUUUAGGUGUUGUUGUUUAUGCUGCUUCCCGUUAACCCUAGCAGAGUUCAGUUUCCCGAGCUAGAGCGAUUCAUGUUGGAUUCUUUAAUUGGGAGGUAAAUGCCACAUCCAUCUUCUUCUAUCCUACUUUUGGAAACUUGUUUUGCAUUAGUGUUCUACUGCAUAGUGAUGUUCACUUGUAAAUGGUGUGGAUUAGUUGUCCUACCCUGCAUAUGUUAUGAAUAAGUAUGCCUUUUUUUGGUUACUGUACCCUUGAGGGCGCGUUUGAUGAGAAAAUAUUAUCUUUUUCUUCCUUUUUA
Salvia miltiorrhiza (redroot sage) is the source of this 1050-nucleotide messenger RNA. RefSeq names its product 30S ribosomal protein S6 alpha, chloroplastic-like. Gene Ontology annotation, molecular function: small ribosomal subunit rRNA binding; structural constituent of ribosome. Bases 161 to 757 code for a protein of 198 amino acids. The transcript has 2 exons. Gene Ontology annotation, biological process: translation. Gene Ontology annotation, cellular component: ribosome. NCBI's taxonomy places the organism in Eukaryota, Viridiplantae, Streptophyta, Magnoliopsida, Lamiales, Lamiaceae. The record is from RefSeq and is a predicted model, not a curated record.